Messenger RNA from Triplophysa rosa, 3686 nucleotides. It is a transcript of the gene arhgap20, whose product is annotated as Rho GTPase activating protein 20. The record is from RefSeq and is a predicted model, not a curated record. Bases 271 to 3150 code for a protein of 959 amino acids. The transcript has 15 exons. Gene Ontology annotation, biological process: signal transduction; regulation of Rho protein signal transduction. Gene Ontology annotation, molecular function: GTPase activator activity. Lineage: Eukaryota; Metazoa; Chordata; Actinopteri; Cypriniformes; Nemacheilidae.
ACCAUAACCAUGCUGUAUACACACAGAUCUAUAUCCCCUUGAGAUCCCGCCUUUUAAAUCCUCCCCCAGCUACUCCAAAUAUAUAAUCUUCCACCAUUCAAAGCGGUAAUAGACAGACCUCUCUGAAACAAACACAAGAAGAUGAGAGAUUGAUCGAGAACGAGAAAAGUACUAGGAACUCAAAGGCAAAGAAGCAGAUGAUGUUAUGGAAGCAUUGAUUUGAUCAAUCCUCUAAAUUACUCUCAAACGCUAUUUGCAAAGAUUGUGACUAUGGGAUCAUUACAAGAGCUUGGAUGGCAGAAGAGAGUCAGAACCAGAAGUUGUGGGGAGUUUAACCAUUCUAAUUCGACCUUUCGGCGCAGGCAGUCCGCUCCCUCUCUUAUUCUCAGCAAAGCCCUAACAAAGUCAAAACCUGAUUACAGGGAUUGUACAUCUCAGGUAAACCUGGAUCCUCACGGCCUGAUCCAGUCUCUACUCAGCCCUUCCAGGAAGCUCAUUUCUCAAGGGAAUGUGCUGUUGCAGACAGGUGUUCAGACCCAGGAGAGAUACCUCCUGCUCUUCACAGAUCUCCUCAUCAUCACCAAGGCCAAGUCUGUCAUGCAGGUGAAGCAGAAGGCAUGCGUGCGUGUGAGUGAGAUGUGGACGGCCAGUUGUGUAGAUGAAGUGUGUGAAGCAAACGCCAUUACAGAAAGGAGCUUUGUCAUGGGCUGGCCGACAUACAAUUGCGUAGCUACUUUUAGCACUUCGGAAGGGAAAGAGAGAUGGCUUUCCCUCAUUGAAAGUUGUAUAAAAGAAGAGAAAAAACGUGACGAUCCAAAUAUAAUUCCACUCGAGAUAUUUGCAAAAGAUGUUGGAAAUUGUGACUAUGCAAAAACAGUUUCUGUCAGCAACACAGACUGCGCGUCUGAUGUCAUUGUCACAGUAAUGAAACAGUUGUAUCUUUCAGGUGGAAUAAAAGACUAUCAGUUGUGGGUAUGUUCGAAAAAAGAUGAAACUCCAUACCCUUUAAUCGGUCAUGAGUUCCCCUACAGCAUUCAGAUGAGCCACAUGCGCUCACUGCAGAAAAAUGCAGUAACAGUAUCUCACCGCCAGGAGGUGCCAAUAGAUUCAUUCUGCCAGUUCUUCCUGAGGCCCAGACAAAUAAACUGCACAAUCGCAGGUGAACAGAAGGGCAGGAAGAGAAAGAAGUCUCUCAUUAGCUGGGCAUUCAAACGAGGCUUCAGCAUUGAACAGGAUGUGUUUUCAGAAUCGCUCGCCUCUUCUGGCCACAUAAUCACAUCAUCUUCGGGUCAUCUGUUUGGUCGGCCACUCACCGAUGUGAUAAAGGAUAACACCCUGCCAUCACCCAUUGUGGACAUGCUGAUGUGUUUGUGCAGCGAGGGGGCCAUGACACAUGGAAUAUUCCGACGCUGUGCUGGAGUGAAGGCCUGUCGAGAGCUCAGAGAAAAACUUGAUGCUGGUCAUCAUGAAAGACCACUGAAUGAAGAAUCUGUAUUUGUCACAGCUGCAGUGUUUAAGGAUUUCUUACGCAAUAUACCAGGCAGCCUGUUGUGUGAAGAACUCUAUGAGCUGUGGCUCAGGGCAAUGGAGAAAAAUGGAGAGAGAGAUAAACUGAUGAUGGAGAGGAAGCAACUACUGGAAGUUCAAAGGCUGCUUCAGCUCCUGCCUAAAGAGAAUCUAAUAUUGCUAACUCUCAUCAUUGCUAUGUUGCAUCACAUACACCUCAAUGCUGAGCACAACCAGAUGAACUCUUUUAAUCUGGCUGUGUGUAUAGCACCUAGCUGUCUGUGGAAUAGCAGCCCGCAAUCUCAGGAAGAAGAUGCCAAAAAGGUGUGUGACCUUGUGCAUUUCUUGAUUGACAACUGCUGUGCUUUGUUUGGGGAUGCCAUUAUAACCCUAUUAAAGGAUUUGACUGAAGAUAAGAGGAGCAACUAUGGAUCAGCUGGGUCCUUGCAUCAGCCGUCAGACUCAGGAUAUGACAGUCUAAAGAAUGAAGUAAACACUGAUACAGAAGACAUUUUAAAGAGCGUCCCUCUUAAGGACAGUCGUAGUAUGGAUUCACUCAUUUCAGUGAGUGACUGUGACCUCGAUUGCCCUGAUGAUGAGCUGGAGACAGACUCCUCCCACUCAAUGGUACAGAUCAGGAAGGUAACGCCCACUGUCUGUCAGCCCAGAUCCGAUAAACAGCAGCGACACUCUGUGUCUGUCACUGGUUGCGCUUUAAAGUCUCAUGAGCAGGACGAACGUCUGGAAAGUAGAAAAUGCCAUAAGGUUGAAAUGUCUGAAAAUAAAGUUAAUAACAAUGUGUUAUUGGAACAGAGCUUUCAACAAUUAAAGCUGGUCUGUGAAAAAGAUGGAGUCAAUCAUAGCAAAAAGGAAAAACUCGGCUCUCCGUCCUUAAGCUUGUCUGUGAAUUCAAUAGAAAGUGGCUUUUCUCAGUCCAGUGAUUAUUUCAGAUCACUUAAGAUCUUCCAGUCACCUCAGAACUGUCCACCCAAAUCUUACUGGGUUCGCCGGCACAGCGCAGAUUACCAACAACCAAUCAGCUUGUUGAAUGAGAAUCUGCAUCCGUUACAUCAUCAGACAUACAGUGUUCUUUCGCAAGAUGGUUUACAACAUAAAACGCCUCAGUCCAGGCCCAAAAGUCCUCCUUCUUAUAGGCAUGCCUUACUAAACUUAAACAGAAAAGCAGUCGCUCAGACUCUCACACAAAUGCAGUCUAGAGGGGAACCACGCAAGGAAAAAAGCCUUUUCUGCAGCAACACACAAAGCCCUUUAGAGGACCACCAGGCAUGCCAUGCUCCUCAAAUCAUCAGUAAUACAUCCAGUAAUAGUAAAACAGGUGCUGGACGUGACUCAACAUGUAUAAAAUCCAGGACAGAAGAAAAGGUCAUACUACCAGAGAGAAUGUAUUAUGGACAGAGUCGUAAGCUGACGGUCCACAGGGUUAGGGGACAGAAUUUGAACGCUGGUUCUAAUGCUGGUAAUCUCACUGGGCAGCAGCGGACGUUCAAAGGCUCCGAUGCUUUAAAAGUGAGAAGCGAGGUGACAGAGAAGCAGGCUAAUGGGAGAAGUCACAGGCUCCGACGAUGCAUUAGCAGCCAGUGGGUUGGUGAGCUGGGAUUUCAUUCGGAAGAGUCUUAUGUUUAGAAAUGGCACACACAAACAUACAUGUAAUUAAUACCCGUUUCACAAAUGUCACUACCAAGUAAUGGCAAUCGGGUGGAAUGUCAUCACAUGCCACUUAUUCAAACCCCCAAAAUUUUAGAUAAGGUUAUAUUUGUGGCCGUUUUAAUGUAUGUAAAAACAUCAAUAAAAUGUGUUCCUCAUGCAGUCCAAUUUACAAACACUUUUUUGUUUAAGGUGUAACCUUUUUAAGGUACAAGAAGGUAUUUUAUAAACAGUAAGCUGUUGUAAACGUGUACUAUAUAUUUUGUAUAACUGAGAAAAUAUUUUUAUAGAAUUGUAUUGUUUAAAUCAAUGUUAUUUAACAUAGCCUAGCAUUAUUUUUGUACAUACAAUGUGUCCUGUUUUUUUGACAACCCUAAAGCUUAUUAAAACUUAGUCUACUCUAACCUAUCCAAGUGUGUGUCUUAAUGUAUAAACACUUGUACAGUUUAACUUCAAUGCUAGCACCAAUGCAAAUUUAAAUGCAAGAAAGAAUGUAUUAAAAUGAAUGCAAUGUG